GGCUUCUCUGAACUUCAAACUUCUCAGGAAGGGUCCCCAGACUCGGAGGCAGAGGAGGGGUCUGAGCGGAGGCGUGGGGCACCGCCUUUCCCCAGGCCUGGCAGGGAGAGAGGGAAGGGGUGCGGGCCGGGCUCUCGCCGGGCCCGGAGCACCUGACUUCCGAGCAGGGGACGCGGGUGACAGUCCCCGUGCAGUGGCUGGGCCGAUGCUUUAGACCGGAAGGCAGUUGGGAUCCGGGGGCCGCUUUCGACCCUCCAUGCCUGCCAUGGGGUUCUGGGCCCGAUCUCGGGGUCUCAGGGUUUAAGGAGCCUGGAUCUGGGCUUCCUGCCUCCCCCUCGCCCUGAGCCAGGGAACAUGGAGUCCAACCUGCAAGGGACGUUCCUGCUGAACAACACACCGCUGGCCCAGUUCCCGGAGAUGAAGGCCCCCGUGUGCCAGUACUCGGUGCAGAACUCCUUCUACAAGCUCAGCCCCCCAGGGCUGGGCCCGCAGCUGGCCGCCGGCACCCCCCACGGCAUCACGGACAUCCUGAGCAGGCCCGUGGCCACGCCGAACAGCGGCCUGCUCUCCGGCUACCCCCACGUGGCCGGCUUUGGGGGACUGGGCUCCCAGGGCGUCUACUACGGCCCCCAGGUGGGGAAUUUCUCCAAGGCCGGGAACGAGUACCCCACCCGGACCCGGAACUGCUGGGCGGACACGGGCCAGGACUGGAGAGGCGGGCGGCAGUGCAGCAGCACCCCGGACCCCCUGAGUGACAGCAUCCACAAGAAAAAGCACACGCGCCCCACCUUCACGGGGCACCAGAUAUUUGCCCUGGAGAAGACCUUUGAGCAGACCAAGUACUUGGCUGGCCCUGAGAGGGCCCGGCUGGCAUACUCCCUGGGGAUGACCGAGUCGCAGGUCAAGGUGUGGUUCCAGAACCGCAGGACCAAGUGGCGGAAGAAGAGCGCCCUGGAGCCCUCGUCCUCGACGCCCCGGGCCCCGGGAGGCGGGGCGGGCGCGGGCGGGGACCGCGCGGCUUCGGAGACGGAGGACGAUGAGUACAACAAGCCGCUGGACCCGGACUCGGACGACGAGAAGAUCCGGCUGCUGCUUCGCAAGCACCGCGCCGCCUUCUCGGUGCUGAGCCUGGGCGCGCACAGCGUCUGACCCGCCCCCCAACCCCCAACCGCCCCCCUCUAGCAUCGCGGGGGCCGCCUGCACCCCUGCCCCUCCCCGCUGCAGGGGACUGGGCG
Messenger RNA from Pipistrellus kuhlii (Kuhl's pipistrelle), 1235 nucleotides. RefSeq names its product NK6 homeobox 3 (gene NKX6-3). Lineage: Eukaryota; Metazoa; Chordata; Mammalia; Chiroptera; Vespertilionidae. Gene Ontology annotation, cellular component: nucleus. The coding region runs from base 355 to 1149 and encodes 264 amino acids. Gene Ontology annotation, biological process: regulation of transcription by RNA polymerase II; cell differentiation. The transcript is spliced from 3 exons. The record is from RefSeq and is a predicted model, not a curated record. Gene Ontology annotation, molecular function: RNA polymerase II cis-regulatory region sequence-specific DNA binding; DNA-binding transcription factor activity, RNA polymerase II-specific.